AUGGAUUCUUACGGUGGAUGUGCUGAUGCAGAGGAUCCAAAAAGUGAACAAUGGUUUUACUCAAGUGGCAGUCAAGAGGACUGCGAUGAUAUCAAAAAAUUGGUCACAGAAGAAGUUCAGAAUUAUGACAUACAAUUCAAGUGCUGUGCCAAAAAUGAAUGUAAUAAACCAACAAAUAUAGAAUGUGAACAAUCAUCCAAAAGUAAACGAAAGUUGACAAAAAAGUAUUAUGAACUUGACAAUGUGAAAAAAUAG
Molecule: messenger RNA, 255 nt
Organism: Didymodactylos carnosus
Lineage: Eukaryota; Metazoa; Rotifera; Eurotatoria; Philodinida; Philodinidae
Source: the annotation of a GenBank genome assembly